CGUAGACUAAACAAAUAUUAAUAAAUAAAAAAAAACAAACCAGAAAAACAAUGACUUCUAAGCAUCAAAUAAAACAACAACAGCAUUCGCAGCAGCAGCAACACACAUUCGGAGAUGGUGAUCCCUUUAAUUAUGAAGAACUAAAUGUUAUUGGCACGGGUGCUUAUGGAACUGUAUAUAGAGCACGAGACAAUCAUACGGGAAAAAUUGUUGCCAUUAAGAAAGUACGAAUACCACUGACAGAUAAUGGUGUACCCAUGUCAACAUUACGUGAGAUAGCUCUUUUAAAACAAUUAAAUGCCUCAGAUCAUCCAAACAUUGUAAAAUUAUUCGAAGUAUGUCAAUUCUUAGAACGGGAAGGUCAACUAAUGGUUUUAUUGGUUUUUGAGCAUUUGGAACAAGAUCUAUCCGAUUUAAUAGAACGUUUGCCCAAAUCUGGUAUGCCUCCAACUACAAUACAGCGACUUUCUCGUGAACUGCUGACCGGUGUUGAUUUCCUUCAUUCUCAUCGGAUUAUACAUCGUGAUUUAAAACCUCAAAAUCUGCUAAUCUCCUCACAGGGUCAUUUGAAAAUCGCCGACUUUGGUCUGGCAAAGACUUAUGAUUUCGAAAUGAAACUAACUUCGGUUGUUGUUACAUUGUGGUAUCGUGCCCCAGAGGUGUUGUUGGCUCAGACAUAUAAUAGUUCAGUGGAUAUAUGGAGUUCAGCGUGUAUAAUAGCUGAAAUGUUUUCACGUAAAGCCUUGUUUCCUGGUACCUCUGAAGCCAAUCAACUGGAUCGUAUAUUUGAAUUAACUGGUCGACCUACAGCACAACAAUGGCCUAAAACAAUAUCAUUAUCUAGAGAACAUUUUCCUUUACGGCAUCCUAAACAACCAAGGGAUUUUUGUCCCAAUCUAUGUGAAUAUGCAAAUGAUCUGCUGGCACAAAUGCUGUCGUAUGAUUUACGUUUACGACCCUCAGCAUUGGCCUGUUUAGAACAUGAAUAUUUCCAGCAGGAGCCGCUUUAAUAAUAGGAUGUCUAAUUAUAUCAAUUAAUAUUUGUUAGUUUAUUAUCAUUUAAUAUUAUUAAGUUAUAUACAUGAAACAAUACGUAGAAACAUACAUAAAUAUACAAAUAUUCCUUUAUGCAUUUUAAAUUACAACUAAAAGUGUUCAUUAAAAUUCUGAAAAUUUAAAUGCG
Calliphora vicina (urban bluebottle blowfly) is the source of this 1183-nucleotide messenger RNA. RefSeq names its product Cyclin-dependent kinase 4 (gene Cdk4). The record is from RefSeq and is a predicted model, not a curated record. Gene Ontology annotation, cellular component: cytoplasm; cyclin-dependent protein kinase holoenzyme complex; nucleus. NCBI's taxonomy places the organism in Eukaryota, Metazoa, Arthropoda, Insecta, Diptera, Calliphoridae. Bases 51 to 1010 code for a protein of 319 amino acids. Gene Ontology annotation, molecular function: cyclin binding; cyclin-dependent protein serine/threonine kinase activity; ATP binding. Gene Ontology annotation, biological process: regulation of gene expression; signal transduction; protein phosphorylation. The transcript has 6 exons.